CGCUACUGUGAGGCAUUUGAGGGGCAUCACUCCCCAUUAGCAGGCUAACUUAGCUCUGCGAAGCUAACGUCGGCUAUGUCUCUUCUCUAAAAUUAUCACAGAAUGACCUAACCGGCUAAGAAUACACCGAGAACAUGGAGACGGUUUACUUUUGCACACACUAACCGGAAUUGCAAUGUCGCAGCUAAGCAAGCAAAAGGCUUGCGUCACUGAUGCCAGGUGCAGGGUGUAGCUGAGAGCACUCAGGAUGAGUGGGGCUGGAGAGCACACAGACAUCCUGUCAGUGGCAGACGUAGUGAGGGACAGAUGGAAAGUGGUGAGGAAGAUAGGUGGUGGUGGGUUUGGGGAGAUCUAUGAGGUUCUGGAUCAGCUGAGCCAGGCCACUGUGGCCUUAAAGGUGGAGUCAGCUCAGCAACCUAAGCAGGUGCUGAAGAUGGAGGUAGCUGUGCUGAAGAAACUUCAAGGCAAAGACCAUGUGUGCCGCUUUGUGGGCUGUGGGAGAAACGAUCGGUUUAAUUAUGUGGUGAUGGAACUUCAGGGGAGGAACCUUGCAGAUCUGCGCAGAACCAUGACCCGUGGCACAUUUUCUGUUUCCACAACUUUGAGGCUUGGGAAGCAGAUUUUAGAGGCCAUUGAAAGCAUCCAUUCUGUAGGCUUUUUGCAUCGUGACAUCAAACCUUCUAACUUUGCAAUGGGAAGACUGGCCAGUACCUGCAGAUGCUGCUAUAUGCUUGAUUUUGGUUUGGCCCGACAGUUUACCAACUCAAGCCAAGAAGUCCGUCCACCUCGUCCUGUCGCAGGCUUUAGAGGAACUGUGAGAUAUGCUUCAAUCAAUGCUCAUAAGAAUAAGGAAAUGGGUCGUCAUGAUGACCUCUGGUCUCUCUUCUACAUGCUGGUUGAGUUUAUGGUCGGUCAGCUGCCCUGGAGGAAAAUCAAAGACAAAGAACAAGUAGGAAAUCUGAAGGAGACAUACGACCAUCGCCUCAUGCUUAAACACCUUCCCUCAGAGUUUAGCACUUUCCUGGAUCAUAUCUUGACCUUGGACUACUUCACUAAGCCUGACUAUCAGCUUCUGAUGUCAGUAUUUGACAAUGCUAUGAAGAGCCACAACGUGCUGGAGAAUGACCCCUAUGACUGGGAGAAAUGUGAUUCAGAGGAUAUGCUGACCAUCACUGCCGCAGCAACCACAGCUCAGCAGCUCACUCGCCUCACACCAGCAUACUUGGGCAUGGCCAAUGCUUCGGUGCUGCCAGGCGAGCUACAGAGGGAAAAUACUGAGGAUGUCCUGCAAGGGGAGCGCCUCAGUGAUGCUGACAACUGCCCCCCGAUUCCCACACCGACAACACCUGGUGGAGAUGUGUGGGAAGAGAUGGACCGCAACCGAAACCACAAACACACUCAGCCAGUGAUCAGAAAGGUGGUGAGUGAAGAUGAGCACAGUCAGAAUCAGGGGAACCAGAGUCCCAACACUGGCUCCAUGCAGAGUUCUCCGAGAAGAGUGCGAUCGGAGACCAUGUUCUUGGAACGAGCUGCACCGCUGCUCCGAAGGAUGAGGCACAGUCAGAGCCUAGCCUUUGAAAAGAGGCUUGCACCUGAACCAAAGCCCACCAUUGAACGCUUCCUGGAGGCCUACCUGGGCAAACAGCGGCCUGUCCUUUCUCAUGUUGGAGAGAAAACCAUCCCUGAGAGGGGACAUCGGACGCCCAACGAGGAACACUCUGGCACGGCGACGCCGGACCCGGAGGAGGGCGCAGCCAGCAGUGGUUUUGUCGCAGUCAACCUGAGUCCCGUUCCUCAGGAGGGAGAUUCCCAGGAAUGGGUGAUGCUGGAAUUGGAGCAAGGGAGUGGUUCUGGAGCCACUAAACCUCCAGCUGAAGCCUCACAUGAGGACAAGCCUGGAACUCACACACCUGCUGAAACUGAGAACCACUCGUCUGAUCCACAGGAUGGACAGUCCACAGCCGUACCCAGCAGCCCCGUGCUGUCGCAGAUGAACAUGCCUGGCACGUGGUUACUGGGCCACAGGAGGCUGCCGGGGAUGCUGGGACAAAUGCCAUCAGUCAUUAUGGGGAGAUCCCAGAUGGAACAGUCUUCCAGUGGUGCGUUACAGUCCCCUGUACAGGAGAAGAGUGAUGUAAUUCCACUCGAAGCCCCAUCCGGCAAAUCUGACGAGCUUCCAGAGGAAAUCUUGAAGGACGGAGGGAGGAGGUUGGAAUUAGCACCAGUGCCAAGCAUGACAAAAGGCCCCGCAGCUCAUCUCACAAACGACAGAGACCCGGAGAGCGAUUCUGGGCUGCCCGACCGCUCCUCAGAGCCCAAUCAGCAGCCUCAUGGUGACACAGCGGGAGGCGCUGUGGAGAGCACUGUGACCGUCUCCUCCUCUCCACCUCCGGUUCUCCUCAGAAGAAGAGACUCUCCCUCAUCCCCGAGACUGAGCAGAAUCCCGGUUCGAGACCCCAGCACCCCUCUGGACUCUCCUAGCAGGGACCUUAACAUAGAGAGACGCCACCGCUGGAGCAGCCCCGUCCCCGGCUCCCCCACCCACUCACCCUCCCCAUCUCUGUCCUGUGACAACCUGCCGUCUGCUUUACCCAGAGACAGGCUGUCCUCAGAACGGGGCUCCAGGUCUGACGGAGCAGGAGAAGAUCCUCUCUCUCUGUCCUCCUCUUCAGGUAGUAAAAGUAAAAUCCCCCGACCUGUGAGUGCAUCCUUUCUACCUGAGCAGCUCACGAGCAGGUUUCUGCCUCGACCUCCUCCUGGUAAACCUCCCAUCCGCCCAUGUGUGGACAACAGACGGCGGCGGUUAAGAGUGCGUGCCAGCAGCACUAGUGACGCAGACUUCCUGGCCAGUCUGACCCAGCUGAUGCAGGACCGCAGUGGGAUGCUCUUCAGCCCCCCUCCUCGCCCUCGCAGCUCUUCUUCCUCCCUGCAGCGCUCGCUCAGUUCCUCCCCUUCCCGCCAGGAGCUCCGUGAGGGCGGGGUUCUCCAGGGACGCAGCCGCUCUCCAUCCAGCUUCUCCGGGUCUCCUCCUCGCCACGCUUACCCACAAGACAGAUCCAGCGGGCCGGGUCAGUGGGGUCACAGCUCCAGGGGGAGGGGCCUGAUCCACGAUGGAAAAGGCUCCUGCAAAGCGAGUCGAUGACUGAAUCCUGAUCCCAAUUGUAGCGCUAGACUGUCUAACAUCCAGACGCUGAUAGCAUGUGUAAAUACGGUAUUUACUCAAGGGAAUGUACUGUAUGUAAUGUAAAAUGUAUGAUAAAGUGUAUUUAUUUAUUUAUUCAUUUGUUGGAUAUGUCUCAAAAUACUUGAUAAUGUGGCUUAAAAACGGAAAGAAAAAGGUUGAGAAAACCUUGAGAUUGCCAACUUACCUCUCAUUUCACUCCUCUUAACACUCCAUGUAGGCCUAAUAUGAGACCAAAAAGAUUCUGUUUAAUACUUGAGGGAUGUAAAAACGGCGCUAAAUGUAGAUAUGUACCAUUAGAAAAAUGGUAUACACUAAUAGAAAUUAUGUAUUCACUAAAGAACACUAUGAUAGUAAAUAACACUACAAGCAGUAUACCAACAUCAGCAUUCAUACCGUCAGGGCAUGCUGUCCCAUAUUGACCUCACUCCUGUUUAACUGAUAGAUUUAUUAUAAUAUGUAUCAAUGAAUUGCUAAUUUUGCAUAUCACCAUGUAGUAGUGUGCUUUCCUUUGCUAGAAAAUAUUUGUCAUGCAAACAGCAUCAGCAUAUUAGAAUGUACAUGUAAGUGCACUCAUACUUAAGUAUUGUAAAAAUGCAUGAGUAUCAUUGCAAAUGUUUUUUUUUUAUUCAUUUGUACAAUCCGCUGAAACAUCUGUAUUUUUAUUGAAAUGCUUCUGAUCAAAAUACAUUACAAUGUAGACCAGCAA
Messenger RNA from Sphaeramia orbicularis (orbiculate cardinalfish), 3890 nucleotides. RefSeq names its product tau tubulin kinase 2b (gene ttbk2b). The transcript is spliced from 15 exons. Gene Ontology annotation, molecular function: protein kinase activity; ATP binding. Lineage: Eukaryota; Metazoa; Chordata; Actinopteri; Kurtiformes; Apogonidae. Gene Ontology annotation, biological process: protein phosphorylation. The record is from RefSeq and is a predicted model, not a curated record. Bases 248 to 3142 code for a protein of 964 amino acids.